Lampris incognitus (smalleye Pacific opah) is the source of this 1863-nucleotide messenger RNA. RefSeq names its product potassium/sodium hyperpolarization-activated cyclic nucleotide-gated channel 2-like. Gene Ontology annotation, cellular component: membrane. The record is from RefSeq and is a predicted model, not a curated record. Bases 1 to 1863 code for a protein of 620 amino acids. Gene Ontology annotation, biological process: transmembrane transport; potassium ion transport. Gene Ontology annotation, molecular function: voltage-gated potassium channel activity. The transcript is spliced from 7 exons. Lineage: Eukaryota; Metazoa; Chordata; Actinopteri; Lampriformes; Lampridae.
AUGGCCAGUCCCUCCGGGAGCGCGGGGGGCAGUCCCGGUCACAAAGCCGAGACCUCCACGCACCGUAACCGGAGCAGCCUGCGCGUCUCCAAACGGCGACCCGCUCCCCAGGCCUCGCAGAAGACGGACAGGGGGAACGACGUGACCAAGAAGCUGUUUUCCCUGGUCCAGACCCACAACGACGACUACUCGACGGACGCCGACAGCGCGCCGGUGUCACGGGACCUGGACGCAAACAGCGCCGGCGCAGGGUGGAGAGAGGGAGGAGACGCCGCAGCGGCGGCGGAGGAGUCCUCGUACACGGACGAGUCCACCUACUUCCAGAGGCAGUUCGGCUCCAUGCUGCAGCCGGGCGUCAACAAGUUCUCCCUGCGCAUGUUUGGCAGCCAUAAGGGUGUAGCUGCCGAGCAGGCGAGAGUGAAAUCCUUCGGCGUGUGGAUCAUCCAUCCCUACAGUGACUUCAGGUUUUACUGGGACAUUGUGAUGCUCCUCUUGAUGAUGAGCAAUCUGGUGAUUCUGCCUUGGGGCAUCACCUUCUUCGAGGACCAGAACACCAUGCCCUGGAUCACCUUCAAUGUCAUCUCCGACACCCUCUUCCUGAUGGACUUGGUCUUCAACUUCCGCACGGGCAUCCUGGGAGAGGACAGCCACAUCAUCCUAGAACCCAAGGAGAUCCGCAUGAGCUACCUGCGCACGUGGUUUGUGGUGGACUUCAUCUCCUCCAUCCCUGUCGACUACAUCUUCCUCAUCGUGGACAUCGAGUCUCGGCUGGAGUCGUCUGACGUGUACCGUACGGCGCGCGCCCUCCGCAUCGUGCGCUUCACAAAGAUCCUCAGCCUGCUGCGUCUGCUCCGCCUCUCCCGCCUCAUACGCUACAUCCACCAGUGGGAGGAGAUUUUCCACAUGACCUAUGACCUGGCCAGUGCGGUGGUGCGUAUAGUCAACCUGAUUGGCAUGAUGCUGUUGCUGUGCCACUGGGAUGGCUGUCUGUCCUUCAUGGUGCCCAUGCUGCAGGAAUUCCCCCCAGAUUGUUGGGUGUCCAAGAACAACAUGGUGAAUGCCACAUGGCACAUCCAGUACUCCUAUGCCUUGUUCAUGGCCAUGAGUCACAUGCUGUGCAUAGGAUACGGUGCCCACCCGCCAGAAGGCAUGAGUGACCUUUGGCUCACCAUAACCAGUAUGAUUGUGGGGGCCACCUGCUACGCCAUGUUCCUGGGUCAUGCCACUAACCUCGUCCAGUCUUUGGACGCCUCACGUCGUCAGUAUCAGGAAAAGUACAAGCAGGUGGAGCAGUACAUGUCGUUCCAUAAGCUGCCAGCCGAUGUGAGGCAGAGGAUUCACGAUUAUUACGAGCAUCGAUUCCAAGGCAAGAUGUUUGAUGAGGACAGCAUCCUUGGAGAACUCAGCGAUCCACUCAAGGAAGAAAUUGUCAGCUAUAACUGCCGUGGGCUGGUGGCCAACAUGCCGCUGUUUGCCAACACCGACCCUCAUUUUGUGACGGUCAUUUUGACUAAGCUGCAGUUUGAAGUCUUUCAGCCUGGGGAUUUUGUUAUACGGGAAGGAACUUUGGGCCGGAAAAUGUACUUUGUCCAACACGGCUGUGUAACUGUGUUUCCCCGUGGCGGUAAGGAGGUCAAGCUCAGCGAUGGGUCCUAUUUCGGGGAGAUCUGCCUGCUGACCCAAGGGCGACGUACAGCCAGCGUGAAGGCCGACACCUACUGCCGUCUUUACUCCCUAAGCGUGAACAGUUUCAACGAGGUCCUUGAGGAGCAUCCGCUGAUGAGGAGGGCUUUUGAGAGUGUGGCCGUGGACCGCUUGGAGCGGGUGGUUCGCAAAGCCAGUGUUGAGCCCCUUCCCAAAUGA